Liolophura sinensis is the source of this 699-nucleotide messenger RNA. RefSeq names its product homeobox protein engrailed-1-B-like. Bases 1 to 699 code for a protein of 232 amino acids. Gene Ontology annotation, biological process: regulation of DNA-templated transcription. The record is from RefSeq and is a predicted model, not a curated record. NCBI's taxonomy places the organism in Eukaryota, Metazoa, Mollusca, Polyplacophora, Chitonida, Chitonidae. Gene Ontology annotation, molecular function: DNA binding; DNA-binding transcription factor activity, RNA polymerase II-specific. The transcript is spliced from 3 exons.
AUGGGUGACACCAAAAUAAACUCAGCGGACGAUUCGAAUACAUCGACAUCCAGCCCAUUGUUUUUACCUCACACAGUCCCGAAUCCCGAGAGUGGGAGACCAUCAGCUUUUACCACGGUGAAACAUCGAGCUUGGGGAUCAGAAUCAGAGAAAGACAGAAAAUGGGGACCAGAUACAGAUAAGGCUUCUCCCCCAGCCAGAGACGAGGACCUGGAACCUAAACCUGCAUUUCCUUUCCUCACUGGCGAUUUUUCCUUCUUCAAUCCUCCUCAAGCGUGGUACCCUGGCAUUUCCCCUUAUCAUCUACCAUCGUUUGCCUCUUUGUUCGAAAGAAGACGACGAAAAGAAAAACGCCAAAGACGCCAACGAACAACGUUCACGAGUGAGCAGACGUUACGGCUAGAGCUUGAGUACCACAGAAAUGAGUACAUCACCCGUACCCGGCGGUUCGAACUGGCCGAGAUGCUGAGCUUGACGGAGGCCCAAAUCAAAAUAUGGUUCCAGAACAGAAGAGCCAAGGACAAACGAAUUGAAAAAGCCCACAUGGACCAGCAAAUCAGAGCUCUUGGACUCAAUUCCACACCUCGACCAUUCCCUAACACAGCUUAUAUGAACUCUCUAUGUGCCCCUUAUUUACCACGCCCACCGGGGCAUAAUGCACCCAUCCCAGCCAUUAAACCACUCUACCCGAUCCCUUAA